GUUCAGUGGAAACAAGUGUAGGCUGGGGGCUGGAGACCUGGGUUCUACUUGCAGUUCUGCUAACAAACUGCGUUGUUUUGGUGAGUUCACGGUCGUCCUCGGGCGGCAAAGCUUCUACGGUUCUAAAAGGUGAGGCGUUGCCGCCGUACGAGAUUGGCUGACGAUAAGGGCUCCUCCCCGCCGGGCACCUGUGUCCUGAGAGGCAUCCGGAACAUUUGUGCUGUGCUUUCUGCCCGGACGGACCCAAGUGGAGACCGGAAGUACCUUGCCGGGAGAUUCCGGGUUUCCUGGGCUACUGCGAUGGCGAUGAGUUUCGAGUGGCCGUGGCAGUAUCGCUUCCCGCCCUUCUUUACGUUACAGCCGAACGUGGACACGCGGCAGAAGCAGCUGGCCGCGUGGUGCUCGCUGGUCUUGUCCUUCUGCCGCCUGCACAAACAGUCCAGCAUGACGGUGAUGGAAGCGCAGGAGAGCCCGCUCUUCAACAACGUCAAGCUUCAGCGGAAGCUCCCUAUGGAAUCAAUCCAGAUCGUAUUAGAGGAACUGAGGAAAAAAGGGAACCUCGAGUGGUUGGAUAAGAACAAGUCUAGCUUCCUGAUCAUGUGGCGGAGGCCAGAAGAAUGGGGGAAACUCAUCUAUCAGUGGGUUUCCAGGAGUGGCCAGAACAACUCCGUGUUCACCCUGUAUGAACUGACCAAUGGGGAAGACACAGAGGAUGAGGAGUUCCAUGGGCUGGAUGAGGCGACCCUACUGCGGGCUCUGCAGGCCUUACAGCAGGAGCACAAAGCUGAGCUCAUCACCAUCAGCGACGGCCGAGGUGUCAAGUUCUUCUAGCACACACCUGACUCCCACCUGUCCAGGGCUCUCACAAGGAGACAGACCCAGAAUCCCCACAGACUGGAUCAGGACUCCACCAGAUUCCACAGGGCUCCAGUCUCGAAUGCUGGGACCUAGGAAUGGGUUCCUCAUGUACCCUGUACGUCUGUCCCUGGUAGGAUGAGCUGAGGUGCCAGCAAGAAAAGAUUUGCUUCUGCUUGCCCUGCCUCCUAUCGCACCCUAGACUGCCCCCAGCCAGGGUCUGUCACCCGAGCACUUGACAUGUGUUCACACACCUGAGUCCAUGCAAGUGCGCGCACCUGCUCAAGCCUCUGUCUCCUCCCCUCCCACUCCCAGCUGCUGCCGCCUCCCUCCUCAGGCUGGUGCCGGAUCCUUCCAAGGGGACCGGGAAGCCCUGGCUGCAGGCAGCCUUCCAGGCAACAGGAAGAGAGGAGGCCCAGCAACAGGCCUGGCAGUGAGAGGCAGGGCCUGACACUGAUUUAUGAUAUUAAAAUCUCAGCUCCCA
Messenger RNA from Oryctolagus cuniculus (rabbit), 1339 nucleotides. RefSeq names its product vacuolar protein sorting 25 homolog (gene VPS25). The record is from RefSeq and is a predicted model, not a curated record. Gene Ontology annotation, biological process: protein transport to vacuole involved in ubiquitin-dependent protein catabolic process via the multivesicular body sorting pathway. NCBI's taxonomy places the organism in Eukaryota, Metazoa, Chordata, Mammalia, Lagomorpha, Leporidae. Gene Ontology annotation, cellular component: ESCRT II complex. Gene Ontology annotation, molecular function: structural molecule activity; protein homodimerization activity.